Striga hermonthica is the source of this 936-nucleotide messenger RNA. NCBI's taxonomy places the organism in Eukaryota, Viridiplantae, Streptophyta, Magnoliopsida, Lamiales, Orobanchaceae. The record is from the annotation of a GenBank genome assembly.
AUGGCGGAAAAUAUAAUAAUUUCCCCCAAUUUCAGUCUUUCCCUUUUCCUCGCACUUUUCCUCUCCGCAGCCCACCUCUUCCUUCCCCUCCUCGGCUCGCCGGACCCGGUGCCGGCCCCAUGGCCGCCCCAAUUCCACUCGAUCCUCAUCAUAAACAGCACCAAGGGUGCCCUGCAAGUGACGGACCUCUGGUACGACUACCCCAACGGCCGAAACUUCAACAUAAUCCAAAAGCAGCUCGGCGAAAAGCUCUACGAUUUGGAAUGGGACAACGGCACCUCCUAUUACUACACGCUGGACGAUAACAGGGAGUGCACGGUCAGGCAUUUUCCGGUGGGGAUUUUGAGGCCCAAUUGGCUCGAGGGGGCGAAUUACUUGGGUCGGGUGCGUAAAGAUGAGUUCUUGUGCGAUGUGUGGGAGAAGGUCGAUUUCAUUACGUACUAUGAGGAUGUUGCCACCAAGAGACCUGUUUUCUGGGCUUUCUUCUCUGGUUUGACGACACAUGUGAUGACAUUCGAGGUAGGAAAAGUGCUCGAAGAUCCCAAUUGGCAAGCCCCUACCUACUGUUUUCUGGAGGGAGAGCGAGCAAAUCCACCGAUUCUUGAAUUGGCAUCUGGUUUUUCAAUGAGAGAUGUGCAAAGUACUGCUAAAACAAUGCUCUUGGAGAUCGAAACCAAUGCCCUCCCCGCCACAUCAGCCGAUCGUAGUAGCCCAAAGACCACCACCAACGGAAGAAACCAAAUCGAGGAGCCCGAAGCCCCAGCCUCAAGACGACAGCCGCGUGCAGCACCCAACCCAAACCCUGGGCUCCACCCCGAACCGACAUCCAUCUCCAUUGCCAUGGCAUCUAGACAGAAGGAUGAAAUCCACUCGGUGUCAGUGACUGUGAGCUGGUCGGAGACGCAGCCUAACCAAAGACGUCUUGGGUACGGCUAG